AUGCCAUCUUACGUAAUCAAGGACAAUUUCUUGGCUAGUGCUGUCAAUGGCCCAUCACGCGCUUCUUGUCAGACCAACAAGCUGGUCUACUUUCUGCUGUCGCUUCUCAUUCCGGGAUUGUGGACGGUGGUGAUCAUGUCGGCCUCGAGUAUGCAGCAGUCGUCUAAACGCAAACGAGUGGUGACAUCUUGCUCCGAGUGUUAUCGCCGAAAGCAAAAGGUUCGAAAUCGUUGCCUUCUGCAUCUCUUUGAAAAGAUCUUCUGUCGUCUGAUGUCCAUCCAGUGCGACCGUAAAACUCCAUGCAUCAAUUGCAUAUCACGAAAUGUCACUGCGCAAUGUGUUUACGAUACAUACUCCCCAGUCAAGUCGCCAAAAGAGCACCAGCGAUCGUCCUUUGAUGCACAGGCUGGCACAGACCCAAGAGAAUCACUUAGCUCCGUAGAAGGGCCAACGGCCCAAGGCUCGGCCGACCUUGGCUAUUCGCUGGCUUCAGGCAGCAAUACCUACGCGGGAUUGCAAGAAAUCAUCGGGAAUGAGGAGUUUGAAAACAUCACAACUCCACGCAACUAUGCAACACGAACCGUGCUAUUCAACAAAAAGGAUAUCGAGACGUUCAUUGGAAAAUUGCCGCCAAGACCUAUCAUCCAAACACUCGUGAAUUUCUUCUUUGAGAAUGUUAAUUGGCAUUACUUUAUCCUGGAGAGAUUUUAUUUUGAUAGCUUACUUUCUCGAUGGCCACCUGCUGAAGACAUGCAGGGUCUGGGCUACCUAACGCCCACAGAACUUUCCAUUGAGAUACGAUAUUUUCCCGCUUUGCUCUUUCAGGUUCUUGCAUUGUCGCUGCAAUUCGCACCAGUUGACUGGGAUAUCUUGAGCAACUUACCCGCAGCCAGAUCUUUGUCUUCGCAGACAUACAGCGACUUAGGCGACGAGCUACUGUCGCUGUUAGGGAGACCUGGAUUAGCUCUCACUGCAAUCCAAGCGGAAUUUCUGCGGUCAUCGUGGCUGAAGAACUGCGGACGAGGUACCGAGUCUUGGCACACGGUUGGAUCUGCUAUCAGACAGGCACAAGAACUUGGCCUUCAUCAGCAACAAGAAAUCCACCAGGCUCCCCACGGAAAUGUUGGUAAAACGCUAAGCUUGUUUUGGUACGAAGAGAACAAGAAGCGUCUAUGGAUCAAUUUGUUCGUCUGGGAUAGCUUCAUGGCGAUGAUUCUCGGCCGUCCUCGAAUGAUAAAUUUGGAUGACUGUGAUGCAAAGCCGCCUUUGUAUUGCAAUAUUCCCCGGGAUCCUUCCACCGCGAUACCGAUGGCAGUGCGCCCGGAAGAUACCCGCAGCCCGAUAAUGAUCUCCGCGUCCCUAUUCCGAUACGCUCUUGCAUGCAAAGUGCACAAAAUGAGGGCUACUAAAUCAGGUAGCCCUCGUCUGAAUGAUUACACGAUUAUUCAAACUUUACACGAGGAAAUAUUGACGUUGAUGCACGAACUGCCUCCUUUCUUGCGACUCAAAAAUGCGGACACUACCUGGGACCUUGAGUAUCAUUAUCUUCCCCAGCUUCGUCAGGAGUUGCAGGUUAUGCUGAACUUAUUCGUUAUGUCAUUGCAUCGGCCACAUGUUCUCUCUUCAGAAGAGAGUCGGAGAGCCGCUUUGCAGGCGGCGCUUCAGACUCUUGACUGUCAACGGUGCCUUUUCGCACAGGCUGAAAAAGAUCAAUAUCACUUAUUUGGCUUGGCAUUCUAUACGGUCGACGCCUCAUUUCUCAUCACUAUCAUCGCCAUGCUAUUCCCACCAUCGAGCCAUAACGCUAAACAGAUAAUUGACCAAAGCCUCCAGUAUGCUAUUACUGACCUCUCCAAAAUGCAGUCUACCAAUCCUGUAGCCAGAUCAGGCUUGAAGAUUGUCGAGCACUGCUAUCAAAAAGUGAAGAUCACUUGUGAAUCGCCCAAUAGCACUUCCGAGCCUAGAACCGCCCCCCACAGCACCCCUGGUGAUGAAUUGUAUACCUUGGUUAAUGAUCUCGGACUUCGAAAUUUUGAUUCAUGCGCAAAUUUGCAGUCAGAAUCCUCUCAGGUCAACACAUUUUCUUGGCAUGGAUCUCCGGAUUUUUUUUUCGCAGUCGAUACCCGACGUUUUUAA
This is a messenger RNA of Penicillium cosmopolitanum, 2136 nucleotides long. RefSeq lists its product as uncharacterized. Gene Ontology annotation, biological process: regulation of DNA-templated transcription; DNA-templated transcription. The transcript is spliced from 5 exons. The record is from RefSeq and is a predicted model, not a curated record. Bases 1 to 2136 code for a protein of 711 amino acids. Gene Ontology annotation, molecular function: zinc ion binding; DNA-binding transcription factor activity, RNA polymerase II-specific; DNA binding. NCBI's taxonomy places the organism in Eukaryota, Fungi, Ascomycota, Eurotiomycetes, Eurotiales, Aspergillaceae. Gene Ontology annotation, cellular component: nucleus.